AUGCCGGAUGCAGUGGUUGGCUACAGCAAUGGUGCGAUCGCUGCUGCGUAUGCAGCUGGUGCGCCCGCAGCUAAGGAAGUCAUUGCCACAUUGUGGAAGCGAGAGCUGGUGUCUCAGAAGCCGAAAAAGGCGGGAGACAUGGCGGCAAUUGGUCCGAGCGCAGAGGAAGCGUCCCCGCUGUUACCUGUCGGCGUAGUCGUGACUUGCGAGAACUCUCCCAAAAGCGCAACAAUUUCUGGAGAUGCAAAGGAAGUCCAUAAGACCGUAAAGUUCACUCAAGAGAGCCACCCUGAUAUAAGAGUGCGGGUGCUAAAAUUCGACAAGACCUACCACUCUCAUCACAUGUGGGAGAUUGGCAGCGAAUAUCACGCCAUGAUUAAGCCACAACUGGAGGGCAAAUCGCCUCUCAAAGACUUCUUCCCCAGUGGAACGGGAGACGAAAUAGAAGGACACCUGCAUGACGCGUCAGCCGUUGCCCACAUCCUCGAGUACUUUGACAUCAUUGCCUUCCUUGAGGUCAGAACUCACAGGGCGUUAGCUGGUCCAAUUAGGCAAAUCCCGACUCAGACAUCGACCUCUGCCCUUUACGCGCCAUCACUGGCGCGUGGUGCAAACUGUGUCAAUUCAUAUCUCAAGGCAUAUAGUCUUGUUGGGAUGAACAUUGCCGUUGACUUGGCCAAGCUGAUGUCCAAUGUUGCUUGCGUUGCCGAUAUUCCCAGAUACCUCUAA
Molecule: messenger RNA, 729 nt
Organism: Trichoderma breve
Lineage: Eukaryota; Fungi; Ascomycota; Sordariomycetes; Hypocreales; Hypocreaceae
Product: acyl transferase domain-containing protein
Exons: 2
Coding region: 1-729 (242 amino acids)
Biological process (GO): secondary metabolite biosynthetic process; fatty acid biosynthetic process
Molecular function (GO): fatty acid synthase activity
Source: RefSeq, a predicted model, not a curated record